ACACUUACACAAUCAAUCCUCUCUCCCCUCCUUUAAACUAAUCUUCUUCACUUUUAGAGAGAGAAACACUCGAGAGAGAUAGUAACCACAUCACACAUUUCACUUGAACCACCUCUCUCUCCCUGUCUCUCUCUCUCUCUAUCUCUCUCGCUCUCUCUCUCGGUCUAUAUAACGAGAAAUGAACGCCGUCGGGAAAAGAUCCGGUGCGUCGGCGGCACAUCACCAGCGCCAAUACUCCGAUAACUUUCUCGAAACGACGUCGUCUUCAUCGAACGGCCGGUGGCUCCAAUCGGCCGGUCUGCAACACCUCCAGUCGGCCAAUCCUCCUCCACAGGAUUAUGGAUUUUACGGAGGUCAGGGAUCGAGAAUGUAUCGGAAUCCGCAGAGGACGUUUAGCGGAAGCAGUGAUUUGUUCGCGGAGCCGUUGACUCCGCCGGGAAAUGCAAGAGGUCAGAGGAAGAAUGGAGGCGAUGAUCCGAAUGAGUUUAGUCCUGGUCUUUUAGAUCUGCACGCUUUCGAUACCGAGCUUAUUCCUGAGAUGCCAGCUCCAGCAAUGGUAGAUGCUUCUAUGUAUCGUUCUUCACGAGGUCGAAGUUUUGAUGAUUCUGAACCAUACUAUGGAGCUAGCAAGCCCAGUAGCAGAGCUCGUAAUAUGCCAGAGAACAAUACUUUGAAACCUUUUGUUCCUGAUAAAGAGAAGGCUAGCAAUGUAGCAAAGAUCAAAGUUGUGGUUCGGAAGAGACCAUUAAACAAAAAGGAGCUGGCAAAAAACGAAGAAGACAUUGUAACUAUCGAGUCACAGUCGAAUUUUCUUACAGUUCAUGAGACUAAAUUUAAGGUUGACUUGACAGAGUAUGUGGAGAAGCAUGAAUUUGUAUUUGAUGCAGUGCUGAGUGAGGAGGUUUCAAAUGAUGAAGUUUAUAGCGAAACUGUGGAGCCAAUAGUUCCAAUAAUAUUUCAGCGGACGAAAGCUACUUGCUUUGCGUAUGGGCAAACAGGAAGUGGAAAAACUUUUACGAUGAAACCAUUGCCACUCAAGGCAUCCAGAGAUAUUUUAACACUGAUGCAGCGUAAUUACCGCAACCAAGGCUUUCAAUUGUAUUUCAGUUUUUUUGAGAUAUAUGGGGGAAAACUUUAUGAUCUUCUCAAUGACCGGAAAAAACUUUGCAUGCGAGAGGAUGGAAGUAAACAAGUUUGCAUUGUGGGUUUGCAAGAAUACAGAGUAUCAGAUGUGGAGACAAUAAAAGAGCUCAUCGAAAGAGGCAAUGCAACAAGGAGUACUGGGACGACAGGUGCAAAUGAAGAAUCCUCCCGAUCACAUGCCAUACUUCAGCUUGCUGUUAAGAGGUCAGCAGAUGGGAGUGAAACCAAGCCUGCUAAAGUUGUUGGCAAACUCUCCUUCAUCGAUCUUGCCGGAAGUGAACGUGGAGCAGAUACUACAGAUAAUGAUAAGCAGACAAGAAUGGAAGGUGCUGAAAUCAACAAAAGCUUGCUUGCACUGAAAGAAUGUAUAAGGGCUCUUGACAAUGAUCAGGGUCAUAUACCAUUUAGAGGCAGUAAAUUAACUGAAGUACUGCGGGAUUCAUUUGUUGGAAACUCUCGGACUGUCAUGAUCUCUUGCAUCUCACCCAAUGCUGGAUCAUGCGAACAUACUCUUAACACCUUAAGAUAUGCUGACAGAGUGAAGAGUCUUUCAAAAGGGAACAAGAAGGACACAUCAUCUUCAACCUUAAACUUGAGGGAAUCUACCACCAUACCAUUAUCAUCUUCUUUACCUCGGGUGUCAACUUAUGAAGAUGACAUAGCUGAUUCAUGGCCUGAACAAGCUGAUGGCGAGGAUUAUGAUGCAUCAGAGGAGUUCUAUGAGCCAGAGAAACCAACAUGGAAGAAAAAUAUGAAACCUGAAGUAUCAUCCUAUGCUUCAGAAGAUAAAAUGAGGAGAUUUAGUGGCCAGACAAAACUGAAAGAGCCAGCUAAAUUUGAUACGAAAAAUUCACAUCCUGACGACGAUCUGAAUGCCCUCCUAAAGGAAGAGGAAGACCUUGUGAACGCUCACAGAAAACAGGUGGAGGAUACCAUGGAUAUUGUUAGAGAGGAGAUGAAUUUGUUGGUCGAGGCAGAUCAACCAGGAAAUCAGCUAGACGACUAUGUCUCCAGGUUAAAUGCAAUUCUUUCGCAGAAGGCUGAAGGCAUCCUGCAGUUGCAAAACCGUCUGGCUCAGUUUCAGAGGCGUCUAAAAGAGCAUAAUGUUCUGGUUUCUUCAUCUGGUUUCUAAAACAUGGUUGAGUAGCAAGAAGGGAGGGAAUGCAGAUUCACCCUUGUGAAGAACAAGUGUUUGGCUUGAUGCAAAGAUCACUGUUGGGUAGAGAGGUUCUGUAGUCACAGUUUGCAGUUUUAGCAAGUUGCUUGGGCAUGUGUCUGCACUGUCAUCAGAAGCGGAUGGAUUCUACACGAGGGGAUACAGAAUACUGGUCGGAUCCCCUCCAUUUAGAUCAUUCUUUGCUUCUUUGUUUUGCCUUCCCAUGUAGAAGAAAAAACCCAUAGAUAAACGUGUUUUCAGCAUGAUUUGUAAAGAUUUGCAUCUAAUUAUUUUUAAAAUCAAAGAAUGUAUUACAAUUAUAUUAGCGGAAUGAAUUGAACUGGUUGAAAGGCUUUUUUUUUAAA
Daucus carota subsp. sativus is the source of this 2664-nucleotide messenger RNA. Its product is annotated as kinesin-like protein KIN-13B. Gene Ontology annotation, cellular component: microtubule. Gene Ontology annotation, biological process: microtubule-based movement; microtubule depolymerization. Gene Ontology annotation, molecular function: ATP binding; microtubule motor activity; microtubule binding. Bases 179 to 2275 code for a protein of 698 amino acids. Lineage: Eukaryota; Viridiplantae; Streptophyta; Magnoliopsida; Apiales; Apiaceae. The record is from RefSeq and is a predicted model, not a curated record. The transcript has 12 exons.